AGUAGCGCGCGUAGCGUCACCGCCCGAACCCCUUCCGGGGGGCACCGCUUCGGAAGUGAUUAUUUGUUCAAAGAGUGGCGGGCUGGGGCGGCGGGCAGGACACAGAUGCGUGCUGAGGCGUUCUCUCAAACGUGGAUGGAAAACGGGAUGUUGUUUGAGCUUCUGAUUCCAGUGAAGUGUUGAACGUUGCUAUUCGUGGUGUGAUGUACCCAGAGCUUGGGUUUGGAAGAGUCCUUUUCUACCUUUCCUGCUUUUUCUGAGGUGUUUUCUGCUAAACUGGGCCUUUCCUUUGGAGUUCAGUGAGUAUGGGGCCCUCUGAAGGAGAGAGAGAGCGAGACGUGAUCCUGAUCAGCGACGAUGAAGAUGACAGCACACAUGGGAAUUCAGUUCUCAUAGUAGACCCCUUGGUGAAGACUGCCUUGGAAGAGAAGAAAUGUGAAGAGAUUGUGGAUGAGGAGUGUGAACUAGUGGUUACUUUCUGUAAACAAGCAAAUGUGAUGCCCCAUGCAAGAUAUGACUGUACAAUACACUCAUUUGAACGAAUGGAAUGUGAAACAUGCUCACCCCUUGGAAAAAAUGCUGAUUUCUGUAAUCAGUGCUACUGCUACAUUUGUGAUAAGCUGGCUUCUGAGUGCCAGAAUUGGACAACUUCUUCCCUCUGUCACUGCAAUGCACAUAACAAAAGCAAAUUCUGGAAAGAGCAACGUGAUUUUGCCUUGGCUGGUGUUCUUGUAAUGUUCAAUUUGGAGCUCACAGAUAUAGACGCAGACCUUCGGCAUGGUGGAAACCUUCUAAUAAGUUUUAUCCAGGAACUUUCUGUGGAAUAUAAUAAGUAUUUAAUUGGAGCGAGAAUAGCUCCCACAGAGCACGAGUGCUUUUGUGUCCCAAAGCUGCCUCCUGGUCAGUGUGGUAUCUGCAGAUCACGCAGCACAGAGAUUGUAUACAAGUAUUCUGGAGUUUAUGCACUGGUAACAAGAUUUUUAAAUCAGGCUGAAAGAGAGAGUCCUAAAGCUUGUGCUGUCAUGUUUCUGGGAGCAGCUAGAGAGAUAACCCUUCAUAAAGACCCUGCUUUAAGCUGGCAGAACCUUGGUCAUACUGCUUCACUAAAGCUUGCUGUCCCUUGUUUGUUGCAGAGGAUCACAACACGACUUCAGAAGAUGCUGGUGUUGUGUGACUUCCCAAAAAGUUUAUACGAGAAAUUUGUUAAUUUUUUUCAGUCCAUCUCACUUCCAUGUCACUGUUUUGCCUUCUCAAAUAGCCUGAAUGUUGUGCCAUGGGAUCAUGUGUUAUUGACCACGGUUUUGAAAGGGCAGAACACCACAGGGCAAAGGACCCAGAAGGGAAGGAAAACGUUUCUGUGGGAAGUGCUUCCUGUCAUAGAGGCUCGAGUGGAGAAACUGGUAGAAAAUACAAACUAUAAAGAAGUUGUUCGCUACCUGAGAGCUGUGAAAUGCAAUGACACCAAAGGGCUAAGAGACCUUCGAGAUAAAAUCCCAUUCUAUUUGUGUAAAACUGGAGACUUCAUUGAUGCUACACAUUCACUGUUGUUUCCCAUCAAUAGCCUUGCGUGCUGCACUGCGUGCCGACUAACUCCUCUUCAGUUUGAGGUCUACCUGAAGAUAUUCAAAACAGGCAGUGUCCCUGCUGGAAAGGAUAUUCAGGACCCUGGGCCAUGGGUUACAGUUGGGUCUCCAAUGAAAGAUGGUGUUCUGAUUAGGCAGGCAUUCAAACUCCUUUACAGCAAUCUGUCACUGUACAGAAAUCCUAAAUGCUGGGGUUCCUUCAUCAUGAUUAUGGGUAGUAGCUGUUUUCUGGAAAGAAAUGGGCGCCUUUGUCCUCUGACAGUGAAAGAGCCCCCAGUUGCAUUCCAACAGGGGGUGCUGGUUGCCAGUGAUGGUCUCUUCCAGGAAUUGAAGGCAAAACUUAAUGUUUCAUUCCCACCUGGUAUUUUCUCCCAGUUGCACCAGGAGGCUUGUCUUAUUCUUGCAGUGCAAGCAGUACAACAGAUGGUUAUCUGUGAACUCCCAUACUUAACUUCCUUCCUAGAGAUAUUCCUGGCAUUUGGGAAUAACUUCUGGGCUCUGAGGCUGUUACUGAAUCAUCUUUCCUAUGAUGAACACAUUCUCCAUGGCGUUGUCGAUCUGGUUUUGAGAGAUCUGAAUCGUCAGAAAGCAACAAUGCUGAAACUAUGGCAAAACCUUGGUCCCCAGUACGUGGGUGAAUUUGUUUGCCUGUUCCUGACUUGUAGAAACAGGAUACUGCAGUCCAUUGGUGUGUUGGCUCUGGAUAUAAUUACAGAGAACUUGCACGUAUGUCCAUGGGCAAAGCACCUUUACAACUUCUUUCACAAUGCACGGUUGAUGCACCUGCCCCUUGGUGCCACAACUCAUCACGAAGUCUCAAAGUUCAUGGAUGUUCUUGAAAAAUUGUGAUCUGGCCAAAUUUUCAAGUGUAUUUUUCAACUUGCCUCAAUCCAACACAUCUCUUCCUGGAGUCUCUUGUGUGUUGUUCUGGUUGUCAUCUCUUCCCUCGCUUGAAAUGUUCACCUAAAAACUGACUUCAGACCAAGUGUGGUAAUAAAAUCUCAGAUCUAGAUGGCGAACAGCAUCUUAUCCUGGUAGGUGUGUUCUGGAAGCUUCCUUUUUACAGGCACAAGUAUUAAGCUGUCAUUUAAAGAGACAGGAGCUACACAUCUUAAGAAAAGCUGGUCUGUAGAGAAAUGCUCAUCAGAGACAGCAGUGGCAAGAGGAACGAGGGGAGAGGAAACAAAGUGGAAAGCAUCAAAAGUCUUUUGCUUAUGAGUUGCACAGGUGUUUUCUGAGUGAAAAGCCAGCAGAAGAACUGCUGAGAAAGCAGUUAGACAAGCUGCUUAAAUUAGGAAAACUGCCUCUCCAAAGGUGUACAGCAGUGUAAAUUGGAUGCUGUUUGCACUCCUUGUUUUUGUAUAGUGUAUAAUUAUAAAAAUAAGCCACUUUUCAGUUAGUGUUGCUUGGCCUCAAGCCUUUUUACUCACUCUAAGAAGUCAGAAUCAAGAAAACAGUAGCUUGUUUUGUUUGUAUAUAAAAAAAUAUAUUUUUCAAGGCAUUCCAAUUGUAGGCUUUUUUUUUUUUAAACAUUUUGAAAUGGCUGACUUAAACUGGUGCUGAAGGCUCUUUGUUAUUUGAAGUAUUAUUAUAAUAGUAAGAGCUGACUUUUUUGGGAAUUGUGGAGGUAGAAAUAGAGAAGUAUUUCUUGCCCAGUUGUGCUCUUCUUUGCCCCAACGUGAUACGUGUGUGCUGUGGUUUGGAAGGCAGGGUGAGACUUAUGAACAUGUUGAUAUAAACUGUAUUUUGUUAUCCAAAUUCAGUUAAGUUAUUGUUGAACUUUUCUACAAAAAGUGUACAUGCAUCUAAAAGGAAAAGAAGUUUAAUAAAAAAAAGAUGUAAUAAAA
Messenger RNA from Phasianus colchicus (ring-necked pheasant), 3430 nucleotides. RefSeq lists its product as uncharacterized. NCBI's taxonomy places the organism in Eukaryota, Metazoa, Chordata, Aves, Galliformes, Phasianidae. The record is from RefSeq and is a predicted model, not a curated record.